GAAGUUGCCCAAACUGAGGCUGCGCCGCCCUUCUUUCCCGCAAAAAAUACCACCCUAGACUCAAGAAUAUUAGAAUGGCAAUUCCACCGUCUGACGACGAGACUGCUCACGUCCUCCUUUCACCGGAGGGGGCACCAAGCGUCCCCCAAUAAAAAGUAGCAGCAAAGACGCGGCCGCGGUUUGGAAGCAUCGCCCUGGCAACGAAGUGCCGCCCACAGUUGCAUUGCCGACCCCCCCCGGCCGGCCGAGCCUGUUGCCGAGGGGGGCGCGGGAUCAGGGCCAGCGUGACAACACCCCCGCUGGGCAGGCCACAGCAGCCUCUGCUGAAACGCCUCUUCCCCCCUCCUCUCCCCUCCCCUCUGUCCUGGACGACGUUUCUCCCCACGGCCAAGCCGGGCCCCGGGAUGUUGGCCCUCGCCCUCGGGGGCACCCUCGGCCGCUUUCGCUGCUCUCCGCGAUCUUCCUCCCUCCCGGGCCCCGACCUUAGGCUCACCAGGCGGGCGGGCCGGACAAAUGCAUGGAGAUGGAGGAAGAGGAGGCUGCUCCCGCAAGCGGUUGAGGACACAGUGCUUCUGACGCCGGCUGCUGGAAACCUGGGAGGGCGAUGCUCUCGCGCUCCGGUCCUGCUUGUGGCAGUGUCCCAAAGCGGGCAUCUGGCCGGCCACUGAGCCGCUGGACGAGACGGGGCCUCCUUGGCCUGAGGCGGCGGCGCCCCUUGUAGGUUUCCACUUUCUUAGGUGAUCUGGUGCCAGCCUAAGCGGCUCGCCAGCGCGGCAGGACCUGAGGGAGGCUGCUGAAGGGCUUGGAGGGGCAGACGGGCGGGGAAAACCAGCCCAGCAGGGAGCAAGAGCGCCCUGGCCUGGAAGUCAGGCAGGGCGGCCAGCCGGGCAUUGAUGCUCCCGGCCCCGUUUUGCGGUUCCGUUGCUUUCGCCCUGUCCAGCCGUGCUGGGAAGAGCGGGAGAAGGGGAGGCUUCUUGAUGCCGCCGGCGGAGGCGCUCUCUGCCUCGUCCCUGGACCAGGACACCCCGAGCCGGCAGGAGAAGGAGGGGAAAGAAGCAGCCGGCUGGGGACUGCCAGCGCCAGCCUCUCUCCCGCCCUCUCACGGCGAGAGCGAAGUGGACCGGGCCGGAGAGGCGAGCCUCCCGGCGCAGCCAAUGCCGAGGCUAGUGCCAGGGGGCGGGGCGGGGCGGCACCGGAACCCUCGGCCUGCAGCGGCCCGGUACAGCGGCUGCGGCGCGCCCUCCAGGACCGAGAUGCCCUUCGCAGAGCUGGAGACGAGCCUUCCGGCUGCACAGCUGCCCCGCGACCUGCCCACCAAGCUGUGCGCGGCGGUGGCGGGCAUCUUGGGCAAGCCCCAGGAGAGGGUGAGCGCGACGGUGCGAAGCGACGCGGCCAUGGUAGUGGGGGGCUCGGCGGCGCCGGCCGCGCAGCUGCUUGUCUCCUCCAUCGGCGUGGUGGGCUCGGCGGAGCAGAACAAGGGCCACAGCGCCCGCCUCUUCGACUUCCUCACCCAGGAGCUGGGCCUGGCUCCCGACAGGAUCGUCAUUUUACCCAUUGGAACCCUGGCAGAUCGGCAAGAACGGGACAGUCAUGACUUUCUUCUGAGGGGGCCGGAGAGCACCAAGCUCUUUGCCUCUGCGGACCAGCCCCAGCCACCAGCUACACCCUCUUGGGACCCCCCCAACUGCUCCCAAUUCACAAGGGGGAGGCAGGAGGCACCCUGAGCCUGCAAAGCAUGCCUUGUUCACAAGAGAGCCAGCUGAGUGACAUCCUGUGCACAAUAAAACACCCUGGUUCACUG
This is a messenger RNA of Rhineura floridana, 1801 nucleotides long. RefSeq lists its product as uncharacterized. The transcript is spliced from 3 exons. Gene Ontology annotation, molecular function: phenylpyruvate tautomerase activity. Lineage: Eukaryota; Metazoa; Chordata; Lepidosauria; Squamata; Rhineuridae. The coding region runs from base 894 to 1724 and encodes 276 amino acids. The record is from RefSeq and is a predicted model, not a curated record.